UUGGCCUAUUCCUUGAUAUGUAGUGUGUUUGUUUCUUAACUAGUUUCCAAAGAUCUUGCAUACAGAAUCUUUGGUUUCUUUUCUUUUGUCAUAUUGGAGGUUUGAGUUAGUUUGCAAAGCAAAGCUAUGGCAUCAUUGGUAGGAGGGGCUGCUCUGGGGGCAGUGUUUGGAGAGGUAGUUAAUGUGUUGCAUGACACAUUUAAGAGUGUUGGAAGUGAUGCCCUUAUGUUCAAGUCAAUUCUUAAAAGCCUCAAACACAAUCUAGAUCUUAUAGAUCCAGUGGUUAAAGACAUAACACGAUUAAACGAAAUACUUGAUCACCGAGAAGAGGAAACAAAGAGCUUGAUCGAAGAUAUGAGGAAGGCCAAGGAGCUCAUUGGCAUGUUGGACAACCAAGAGUUGGACUCCUCUUCCGAGAAAGAACUUGCAGAGUUGAAUGAGUCCAUUGUGAAAUUCUUUCAGCUUCAUAUCCCAGCUCAGAACAGAAGGGAUAUAUUGCAGAUUUUGGAGAAGCAGAAUUUUCUUUGCAAGCGAAUGGAGUUGCUAGCGAUUAAAAGUGGGUCAACGUGUGUGGUUCCUCCACCCCCGGAUUUUACUGUCGGCAUGGAUCUGCCUUUGAUGGUGUUGAAGACGCAGCUGCUGAAUAAGAAGAGGCAGCAGAUUCUACUGACUGCCCCUGGAGGAUGCGGAAAGACCACACUGGUGAAAAUGCUUGGUCACUUUUGUGUAUGUAAUUGCAGAUUUUGA
Molecule: messenger RNA, 747 nt
Organism: Quercus lobata
Lineage: Eukaryota; Viridiplantae; Streptophyta; Magnoliopsida; Fagales; Fagaceae
Product: probable disease resistance protein At5g66900
Exons: 2
Coding region: 127-747 (206 amino acids)
Source: RefSeq, a predicted model, not a curated record